This is a messenger RNA of Staurois parvus, 273 nucleotides long. NCBI's taxonomy places the organism in Eukaryota, Metazoa, Chordata, Amphibia, Anura, Ranidae. The record is from the annotation of a GenBank genome assembly.
AGAACUGUCAGAAAUAGUCUAUUUCUGACAGUUCUGGGACAUUCACUCCAUACAGCUGUUUCAACCGCUGUAUGGAGGGAAUGUCAUGGAACUGUCAGAAAUAGACUAUUAAUGACAGUUCUGGGACUGUCCUUCCAUACAGCGGUUGAAACAUUGUAUGUAUUUGUUUCCAUAAAUGGAUCCAUUUAUGGAAACAAAUACAUACAAUGUUUCAACCGCUGUAUGGAAGGACAGUCCCAGAACUGUCAUUAAAUAGUCUAUUUCUGACAGUUC